This is a messenger RNA of Didymosphaeria variabile, 972 nucleotides long. RefSeq lists its product as uncharacterized. NCBI's taxonomy places the organism in Eukaryota, Fungi, Ascomycota, Dothideomycetes, Pleosporales, Didymosphaeriaceae. The transcript is spliced from 5 exons. Gene Ontology annotation, cellular component: membrane. Gene Ontology annotation, biological process: transmembrane transport. The record is from RefSeq and is a predicted model, not a curated record. Gene Ontology annotation, molecular function: transmembrane transporter activity. Bases 1 to 972 code for a protein of 323 amino acids.
AUGCUUGUUGGCGAGAAGAACGACGUUGACCAUGUUGAGAAGGCACAGAAUCCCUCAAACCCCCGUAAUCUGGAAAAUCACCCCGAACAAGACUGGACUUUAGAGGAAGAGCGAACUAUCGUGAAGAAGGCCGAUUGGAGAGUGUUUCCCAUGCUCCGUCAGAUCUUCAUCGUCGAAGGCAUUGCCACGGUCGUAGCAGGCUUAGUCGCAUCGUUCUUCCUCGUGGAAUUUCCAGAAAAGGUCGGCUUCUUGACUAAUCGUCAGAAGCACAUUGCUAUUACGCGAGUGUCCAUGGAGAAGUCGGGCAAGCAAAUCGAGCACGCCACAGUCAAAGAGACACUACGAAUGAUAUGUGAUUGGAAGCUGCUCAUUUCCAUACAAUACUUUGUAGCUGCAUCAAGCGUAUACUCGUUGGCUUUUUUCCAGCCCAUCAUCCUGCGACAAGGAAUGGGCUUCAGCUACGCCAAAGCGCAACUGCUCUCGUCGCCACCGUACAUUUUCACUGUGUUUGCUUCACUCGCAACCUCCUGGCUUUCAGAUAAGAUUCGUUUGCGAUGGCCGAUCCUCGUGGGCCAGUCCAUCAUUGCUAUCAUCGGCCUCCUCCUCGUUCUGUAUCCAAAGCCUCCAGCUGCCAGGUACUUCGGUUUGUUCCUUGCAACCUGGGGAACGCAGGGCAAUGUCCCAGCGUCUCUGGCGUACGGCAAUAAUCAAACUGCGCGGGUCCAGAAGCGUGCUGUCGUUGCCGCUGUUAUGAUCUCGGUCGGGGCAGCUGGCGGAGUGACUGGUAGUACAAUAUUCCAAGCCAAAGAUGCGCCGCAAUAUCUUCCAGGAAUGUGGGCGACCAUCUCGAUGCAGAUACUAUACUCAAUCGUCACAAUCUGUAUGUCUAUGUUUUUCAAGCGCCAGAACAGGCUUGCAGAUGAUACGGGGAAGACCCUGGAAGGUGUCGAAGGGUUUCGUUACGUCCCGUAA